GGAGGCCUGGGUCGCCGCCCGCCUUUCCCUGCCCUCCCCGUCUUCCCUCCCCUCCCUGCCCCGCUCUUCUCUUCCCGUCUGAGGUGGCGGCCGGCCUCUCUCCUCUCCAGCUCCGUUUCAGCUCCAGCCCUGGCUCCCCGUUUCCGUCGGGCCCCAACACCGGCCUGAGCUGUUUCCCUUUGGCUCCCGGGUGGUCGUAUAGCCGCUGGCCCCUCGAGUCCCCGCGCCUUGUGCUCUCGCUGGGCCUCGGUCCUCGCCGUCCCCCGCCAUGAAUGAGGAGUACGACGUGAUCGUGCUGGGCACCGGCCUGACGGAAUGUAUCCUGUCAGGUAUAAUGUCAGUGAAUGGGAAGAAAGUUCUUCACAUGGACAGAAACCCAUAUUACGGAGGAGAAAGUGCAUCUAUAACACCCCUGGACGAUUUAUACAAACGAUUUAAAAUACCAGGAGCACCACCAGCAUCGAUGGGGAGAGGAAGAGACUGGAACGUGGACUUAAUCCCUAAGUUUCUCAUGGCCAAUGGUCAGCUGGUUAAGAUGCUGCUUUAUACAGAGGUCACUCGCUAUCUGGAUUUCAAAGUGACUGAAGGGAGCUUUGUCUAUAAGGGAGGAAAAAUCUACAAGGUUCCUUCCACUGAAGCAGAAGCCCUGGCAUCUAGCUUAAUGGGACUGUUUGAAAAACGUCGCUUCAGAAAAUUCCUAGUGUAUGUUGCCAACUUUGAUGAGAAAGAUCCCAGAACUUUUGAGGGCAUCGAUCCUAAGAAGACUGCAAUGCGAGAGGUGUACAAGAAAUUUGACUUGGGACAAGAUGUCAUAGAUUUUACUGGCCAUGCCCUGGCACUUUACAGAACCGAUGACUAUCUAGAUCAGCCAUGUUGUGAAACCAUUAACAGGAUUAAACUUUACAGUGAGUCUCUGGCAAGAUAUGGCAAAAGCCCGUACCUUUACCCACUCUACGGCCUCGGAGAGCUGCCACAGGGAUUUGCAAGGCUAAGUGCUAUUUAUGGUGGUACCUACAUGCUCAAUAAACCCAUUGAAGAAAUCAUUGUGCAGAAUGGAAAAGUGAUUGGUGUGAAAUCUGAAGGAGAGGUUGCUCGCUGUAAGCAGCUCAUCUGUGAUCCCAGCUACGUCAAAGACCGGGUAGAAAAAGUAGGCCAGGUGAUCAGAGUUAUCUGCAUCCUCAGCCACCCCAUCAAGAACACCAAUGAUGCCAACUCCUGCCAGAUCAUCAUUCCCCAGAACCAGGUCAAUCGGAAGUCAGAUAUCUAUGUCUGCAUGAUCUCCUCCGCGCACAACGUGGCCGCACAGGGAAAGUACAUCGCCAUAGUCAGCACCACUGUGGAGACCAAGGAGCCGGAGAAAGAAAUCAGACCAGCUUUGGAGCUUUUGGAACCAAUUGAACAGAAAUUUGUUAGCAUCAGUGACCUCCUCGUACCAAAAGACCUGGGAACAGAAAGCCAGAUCUUUAUUUCCCGCACAUACGAUGCUACCACUCACUUUGAGACCACCUGUGACGACAUCAAAGACAUCUACAAGAGGAUGACCGGGUCCGAGUUUGACUUUGAGGAAAUGAAGCGCAAGAAGAACGACAUCUAUGGGGAAGAUUAACCGCAGCGCGCGCGCGCGUCUUGUUAGGACAGACUUAACUCUGGCGAAUGCCGCGUACUGUGUGCAGUCACUAUCGUAAGGCCUGCUUCGCAAUCCAAACGGAGAUUGCAGAGCACUGUCCCAGUAACUACUCCUCCCCUCUCUCCUAUCAUGUAGUAACUCGUUUCCGUGGAGCAGCUCUUCACAACAGGCAGGUCACCACAUUCUGUUCAAUGUAACCGAUACUGGCUUUUUUCCCCAGUGAAGGAUCAGUUUUAAGAAAAUCCUGUGGUCCUGAUAACGGAGCACCUGAUACAGUAUUUGUAUCUUUUAAUCAGCGUCCCCUCCGCGGCCGGAGCAGCACCAUUCACGUGCUGUCUCUCCCCUUGGCGUUGAGAUUCCAACCGAAUAUUCCAUGACUUGGGACAUUUCGUGUGUCCUGUCAGCUGUUAUGACCAUGCCCACGGAACACAGCCACACGUUGGGGUUCCGUGGGCCUACAGUUCUAACCCAACUGCAGACCUGAGAGUCAUUUUGGAGGAAGCCUGUGUGCGGUGUUCUAACCUGAUAAAAUUGAUGAGCAAGGGGGAAAGAAACCUGUGGUAAAGCAGGUAAACGUAGAAGCUUCUUUUGUAUCCCAGGUGUGGCUUCUUGACUGGACCAAGCUGCGAUGCAGUAUUGAUUUGACAGAGCCUGCACUUCAGUGAUGUCUGUCUCGAAUGGCUCCACAUGAUUUCUGUACUGCAAAAUAAAGCCAGACUCUGGAAACCA
Messenger RNA from Leptonychotes weddellii (Weddell seal), 2356 nucleotides. RefSeq names its product GDP dissociation inhibitor 2 (gene GDI2). Lineage: Eukaryota; Metazoa; Chordata; Mammalia; Carnivora; Phocidae. Gene Ontology annotation, cellular component: cytoplasm. Gene Ontology annotation, molecular function: Rab GDP-dissociation inhibitor activity. Gene Ontology annotation, biological process: small GTPase-mediated signal transduction; vesicle-mediated transport; protein transport. The record is from RefSeq and is a predicted model, not a curated record.